Molecule: messenger RNA, 3475 nt
Organism: Andrographis paniculata
Lineage: Eukaryota; Viridiplantae; Streptophyta; Magnoliopsida; Lamiales; Acanthaceae
Product: subtilisin-like protease SBT2.2
Exons: 10
Coding region: 793-3318 (841 amino acids)
Biological process (GO): proteolysis
Molecular function (GO): serine-type endopeptidase activity
Source: RefSeq, a predicted model, not a curated record
GUCCACGAGAGAUUUUUUUGAAUUUACAAAUUCAACCGUAUAAGCAAAUUCUUGUACAUGAUCAACCCAUGUUUACGGGCAGUAAUCUCAACACAUUGUAUGUUCAGUGUGCUGUCCUCAACCAGGCAAACCGACAGAAUAAGCUAACAGUCUUACGGACAAAAAACUAAGAAAAACCAAAAUAUAAAGACUAACUCUUUGUCAACCCAACCGUUGAUAGCAUUCAUGUAUCCUUUUCUUCCUAAUAUAAACAACACACUUUUUUCGCAACCCCCGAGAAGGUUGCAGAGUACUCCUUCCCUUCCUUUCUUCCUGCCUGCGCUAAUCAAGCCCUAAAGCCAUUGGAUAUGUGGUAUGUAGAUGUUAGAUUAGAUAGGUAAGUGAAUGAAUGCAUAGAAUGAUAAAUGAGGAAAUUUUUUUAAGUUUCCAUGGAGAGGCAGAGGUCUUAGCCGUCCCUACAAUUUCCGGUGUGGAGUAUUAGCCAAAAAAAAAACCUCAAAUUAAGCAAACGAGGCAGUGGAGUUCAUCUUUAUAUACCUGUGUCGUUUGUGAAAGAGGGUUUCUUGCCUAAGUUCCCUUGUGGGUCGUCUUCCUCCUGUUAAGUUGGUUUGAUGUCUGGCUUCUUGAAGGGAAGGCUGUACCCCCACAUUCGUGGAAUCUAAAUAGACAGCGGACUGUGCAGGGAGGCUUUCCCGGCAAAAUACCCAGUUCUUGAAGAAAGCUCUGAACUUUGGUUCUUUCAGCUGGGAAUUCUUUAACAAAAAUUAAAAAAGGGGAUUCUUUGCAGCGGAAAUGGGCUGCAGGCAGGCACUGGGAUUGAGAAUGCUAAUGCUCUUGGUAGGAGUGCUUAUGGGCUGCUUCUGCUGUCUUGGUCGGGACAUAGCUGAUGCAGAUUCUUCGGUGUAUAUUGUAACUCUGAAACAAGCUCCCACUUCUCGUUACAACGGCGAGCUCAGAGUUAAGCAGACUCGCCAUAUCAAACGUAAUGGGUCUGACAGAAUGGCUACUCUGGAUAAUCCGAGUAAUAUAUCAAGGACAAGCAGGAGUCAUGGCUCAUACAUAGACAACAUACAUGAUUCUCUGUUGGAAACAACUUUAAGUGGUGAAAAAUAUCUGAAGCUGUACAGCUACCGGUAUUUAAUCAAUGGAUUUGCGGUGUUCGCCACUGCACAGCAGGUAGAGAAGCUAUGGAGGAGAAGUGAGGUGUCAAAUGUGGUAUUGGAUUUUCCAGUCGAAACUGCUACUACUCACACACCACAGUUUCUUGGCCUGCCGGAAGGAGCAUGGGCACAAGAGGGUGGAUAUGGCAGCGCAGGGGAAGGGAUUGUGAUUGGCUUUGUCGACACUGGAAUUGAUCCCUCGCACCCAAGCUUCUCUGAUAAUACACCUGCGAAGCCUUAUCCAGUUCCAGAGCAUUUUUCCGGGAUUUGUGAAGUAACACCAGACUUUCCAUCUGGAUCUUGCAACAGAAAGCUCGUUGGAGCGCGCCAUUUUGCAGCAUCUGCUAUUACCAGAGGAGUAUUUAAUGCCUCGAAAGACUUUGCUUCCCCGUAUGAUGUUGAUGGCCAUGGAACGCACACAGCUGCAGUUGCGGCAGGAAACCACGGAGUUCCGGUUGUUGUAGCUGGGCAUCUCUUUGGAAAUGCCAGCGGAAUGGCCCCACAUGCGCACAUUGCUGUUUAUAAGGCUUUGUUCAAAAGUUUCGGAGGCUUUGCCGCAGACGUGGUUGCUUCUAUAGAUCAGGCUGCCCAGGAUGGAGUGGAUGUAAUAAGCCUGUCCAUAACUCCAAACCGUCGUCCUCUUGGCGUUGCCACUUUCUUUAAUCCUAUAGAUAUGGCUCUAUUAUCUGCAGUCAAGGCUGGUAUUUUCGUAGUCCAGGCAGCCGGGAAUACUGGACCAGCACCUAGGAGCAUCUCCUCCUUUAGUCCAUGGAUUUUCACUGUCGGCGCAGCCUCACAUGAUAGAAUCUACAGUAACUCUAUAAUGCUGGGCAACAACAUCACCAUUACAGGAGUUGGACUUGCCCCUGGAACCGAUAAAAUGCAUAGACUGGUUUCGGCUAUCCAUGCAUUGAAUAAUACUGCAGCUAUGAAAGAUACGAAUGCAAAUGAAUGCCAAGAUGCGCGAACUUACAAUCAGGAUGUUGUUCGAGGGAAUCUCUUGAUCUGUAGCUACACCCUCCGUUAUGUAAUCGGAGUUUCCACUAUCAAACAGGCUCUACAAACUGCUGAAAACUUGAGUGCAUCCGGGGUUGUGUUUUGCAUGGAUUCUUAUGUCAUUGGUUCUCAGCUUAAUCCGAUUCCAAUGAGGAUUCCGGGCAUUGUAAUAACAUCACAGGAGGAUUCCAAAGUUUUACUUCAGUAUUACAACUCUUCUUUAGUGAUAGAUCAAACUACUAACAAAAUAGUCAAGUUUGGGGGAACCGCGCUUAUAUCUGGUGGAAUAAAAGCAAAUUUCAGCCGUGCCGCCCCAAGGAUAAUGUACUACUCUGCUAGAGGACCUGAUCCAGAAGAUGGCUUCCUAACUGCCGACAUAUUGAAGCCCAACAUUGUUGCCCCUGGAAAUUUCAUAUGGUCUGCUUGGAGUUCCCAUGGCACUGAUUCAGUUGAAUUUCUAGGGGAGGACUUUGCAAUGAUGUCUGGAACAAGCAUGGCGGCUCCUCACAUUGCGGGGCUUGCAGCAUUAAUAAAGCAGAGGUUUCCCUCUUUCACUCCAGCAGCUAUCGGAUCAGCACUUUCUACAACAGCUUCUAUUAAUGAUAGAGAUGGCGGGCCUAUCAUGGCGCAGCGCUCUUUUGCUAACCCCGAUUUAAACCAAUCGCCUGCCACUUUCUUUGAUAUGGGCAGUGGAUUUGUUAAUGCUACUGCAGCAUUAGAUCCUGGUCUUGUUUUGGAUUCAAGUUAUGAAGAUUACAUGGCGUUCCUAUGCAGCAUCAACGGGUCAUCACCAUUAGUCCUGAAUUACACAGGCGAAAGCUGUGGAGCUUCAACGUUGAAUGGGAUUGAUCUGAACCUGCCUUCAAUCACAUUGUCGAAGCUUAACCAGUCUGCCAUUGUUCAACGAACCGUGACCAACAUUGGCUGCAAUGAGACAUACAGCGUUAGCUGGAGCGCUCCUGCCGGGGCUUUAGUUAAAGUGACACCAACACGGUUUUCCAUUGCGAGUGGGCAGAAACAGGUAUUGAGUGUAUUCUUAAACGCAUCUUCGAACAGCUCAGUUGCAAGCUUCGGACGAAUCAGGCUUUCGGGUACUCAAGGCCAUUUCAUCAACAUUCCUCUAUCCGUAAUCGCAGUUUCGUAUAGGAAGACCGGUGGCUGAAGUGAACAAUGAUUUUGAAUGCUGUGUGAUACAACAUCCAAUUUUUUGAUUGGUUAUUUUAUGUAAAUGCUUUUGAGAUGUAGAAGUAGCUGGUUGGGUUCGGUGAGAGGCAUGAGUCUUGAUUCUCUACGAUGUAAAGCUUGCUUUAUAGUUUUUG